Molecule: messenger RNA, 621 nt
Organism: Peronospora farinosa
Lineage: Eukaryota; Oomycota; Peronosporomycetes; Peronosporales; Peronosporaceae
Source: the annotation of a GenBank genome assembly
AUGCAAGCACAUCCUCAGACUCAAGAAUCCGCCGACGUAACUCCCGUAAAAGAGGUGGCGCCAUUCCUGCGCAGUCUUCGCCGCAUGCUAGACACUGAGAGCCCGUAUAUCGUGCGGUGGACACCCGACGGCAAAGCCUUCGAAAUCUACGAUAUAAUCGCCAUUAGUGACUACGUGCUUCCAAAGUACUUCAAGCACUGCAAAAACGCCAGCUUUCAGCGCCAGCUCAACUACUUUAACUUCCGCAAAUGGACCAAGUCACGCGCGGUAGUGUGCACUUUCUCCAACCAGUUUUUUCAGCGAGACCAGCCGGCUUUAAUGUGGCGCAUUAGACGCAAGCACUCACUAUCGCUAACAAAGGAUUUAACUUUUCGAAGCAACGUCCGAAAGCAUGAAGAACAAGCUCCGUUGGCUUUACCCACACCUGGUCUGCAACUCUUCAAGCAAUUCGACCCUGUGGUAACAGUGCAAACCACGGUGGGGCUGGAAAGAAUUGAUGGUGAUACAUCAUUGGCCUGGAUUGAUGCUCUGUAUUCGGAGCUGGACUUGGGCGGCCAGCUCGAUGACAAUGAUCGAGUCGGUCCUGACUACUCUCUCUCGACAGCGCUACUCUCACUUUAG